AUGACGGACGUACGACAGACGCAUGACGGACGCAUGACGGACGUACGACAGACGCAUGACGGACGUAUGACGGACGUACGACAGAAGUAUGACGGACGUACAACAGACGCAUAUGACGGACGUAUGACGGCGUAUGACGGACGUACAACGGGCAUGACGGACACGCACGACGGACGUACGACGGACGUACGACAGACGCAUGACGGACGUAUGACGGACGUACGACGGACGCAUGACGGACGUACGACGGACGCAUGA
This is a messenger RNA of Knipowitschia caucasica, 258 nucleotides long. Lineage: Eukaryota; Metazoa; Chordata; Actinopteri; Gobiiformes; Gobiidae. The record is from the annotation of a GenBank genome assembly.